Messenger RNA from Chlorella variabilis, 2298 nucleotides. RefSeq lists its product as hypothetical. The record is from RefSeq and is a predicted model, not a curated record. Lineage: Eukaryota; Viridiplantae; Chlorophyta; Trebouxiophyceae; Chlorellales; Chlorellaceae. Bases 1 to 2298 code for a protein of 765 amino acids. The transcript is spliced from 12 exons. Gene Ontology annotation, cellular component: nucleus; cullin-RING ubiquitin ligase complex. Gene Ontology annotation, molecular function: ubiquitin-like ligase-substrate adaptor activity; ubiquitin protein ligase binding. Gene Ontology annotation, biological process: positive regulation of proteasomal ubiquitin-dependent protein catabolic process; protein ubiquitination.
AUGAAGCGGAGGGGCUACGAGAGCCUUGCUCGUCGCCUGGCCAAGCGGGAAUGCCACGGAGCACCGCCAGGAGCUGUGGCGCCGCAGAGCCGGCGGCUGUACGAGAGCGUGGUUCCCGACACAGCGGUGCCGGGAGUGGUGCCGCCACCAAACACAGUCCUCUACUGCUUCACACCUUGCGGCCACUUCCUGGUUGCUUUCCAGCCCGUCUCCAACGAGGUGGUGGCAUUCCGCUUCAAGGGCCUCAACAUGGGGAUCAGCGCCAGUGCUCCCCAGCCGACCACCGUCGGCGGCGGCGGCCUCCGGGAUGCACCAGCCAGAGCAGCGGGCGCAGAUGCAGCCCGCGCGGCUGGCCAGCCACAGCCAGCAGACAGCUCGCACUCUGCGGCUGAUCAGCCGGCACAGGCGCCUGCGCAGCAGGAGAAGCGGGAGCAGCGGCGCGAGGUGGCGUUUGGCGACGUGUUUGAGGAGCACUGGCGGUGCUGCCCCUGCCCGGGGCGGCGGGAGCACAUUUGCACAGACUUUUGCAUGGUUGUGCACGGCCGCUUCCUCAUGGUCGCCACCUCCUCCCCUGAGCGCCAGCCGCCCGCGAGUGCCCAGGGAGCCGCGCAGCUGGUGCCGGCUGUGGAUGCAACCACUUUCCACCUGGUGGGCCUUGAGAGCGGCAGCCUGCUGGACAGCCACACCAUCCACUCGGAUUACGUGGAGCUGGCGCGGAACCAGGGGGCCCACCUGCGUGGCCACCUGCUGCUGGUGCUGGGGCUGGCCAGCCAGACGCUGUACGUGCUGCAGCUGCUGCCGGCGGGGCGAUUCCUGUACCUGCACGCCGUGGGGCAGCACUGCAGGGAAGACGACGCUUGGGUGAUUGCGCAGCAGGAGGAGCGCGAGCGGCGGUUGCGCCAGCAGCAGCGCUGGCGCCCGCCGCCCGCCGUGCACAGCACGCUAGCCGCCGUCAGCUCCUUCUCGUCCUUAGGGGCGGCUGUCUCUGGCGGGGCGGGCUCCGCGGCAGCUUGGCCGUCCCCCUCCCAGCAACCACGGUGGCAGCCCAGCGCUCCCGUGGCAGCACCGGGCGCGAGGCCAGCACCGGCAGCAGCAGCCGCGGCGGUGGCAGCCCAGGGCUCAGUGUCCGACGGCGGGGAGGAUGGGGAUGAGAUGGAGGAGGAGGAGGAGGCGGCAGCACACUCGCCAGGAGCAGGCGGCGGCGCAUGGCAGCCGCGGGGGGCGCCGUCGCCGCUCAUCGGCGGGCUGAAGCAGUGCUUGCUGUCCUGCCUGUUCCGGGAGGCGCAGCACCAGUCGCUGGCGGUCGCCGCUGCGGCGGCAGAGGCAGCGUCUGAGGGUGGCAGGGCCGCGGGCGGCAGCCAGGCGCCAGGCGCAGGCAUGGUGCGGGGGCUGGCACGUGCCAGCGGCAGCACCGGCAACCUGCCGAGCGCCACAGCCGCGGCCGCACCGCCGCCGCAGCUCCAGCGCGUGGCUGGCAGCAGCGGCAACCUGGCCGGGCUGCAGGGCGCGGCCGCGCGGCAGCAUGGCGGCGGGGGCGGCCUGGGGCUGCUGCCUCACUGGCGCCGCCCUCUGGAUCGCUUCUACUACUACUUUGAGGCGCACCUGGAGCUGCUGAUGUGGAAGGCUCAGCUGCUAGAUGACCAGCGCCUGCUCAUCCACUGGUGCCCGCCUGAGAUGCUGGCGGGGCCGCACCGCCACCAGCACCACGGGCACGCCCCCUCCUCCUCCUCCGGCCAGCACGGCAGCUACCUCAUGCUGUACAACACCGCCGCCGCCUGCGUGGAGCACCUGUUUGUGGCGCACUCGCCAGAGCUGGCGGCCUGGUACCUGCAGCAGCCCGGCGCCUUCCACGGCGGCGGCUGCGGCUGCGGCUGCGGCACCGACUGGGAGCGAUGGGUGGCGCCGCCCGCCGCCUCCCGCGCCGCCCGCGAGCAGCAGCUGCGCGACCCGCUGGAGCUGCGGCACCGCCUGGCCGAGGAGGUGCCCGCCUCCAGCCAGCUGCGGCAGGCCACACCAUACCUAGACCCAGACCUGUACUGCUAUGACGAGCGAGCCAUCGGCGGCGCCAUCCGGCCCCACCACCCGCCCCACAGGCACCCCGAGCGCCUGCGCUUCCGUCUCGACCCGGAGCACCUGCAGCCCGUGGCGGCGCCGGCGGGCAGCCGCGCGGCUGCGGCGGCCGCGGCACGGGCCCACCUCACCUACCUCUUCCACCCCGUGCAGCCCUUCCUGCUGGUGGUCGUGCAGGACAUUGAGACCGCCAUGGCCGAGCGCCUCACCCUCUUCACCCGCCUGUAG